GAAACCGAACCAAAGCCCACGCAGUCUCGCAUGCAUUGAACCUGUAAUGUCUCUUUGAUACGCCCACAUUCUCACUAACUAGACGCUCUCAUACAUGUGUCUCCACAUUCUACACGACGCCCUCUCAAAAGGUUGACCAUUCAAUCAGUCAUCAGCAUGCAAGUUGAGCAAGACGAACAAGAAAACAUUUCGGAUAGCGAGGAGGAAAGGACCCGGUACGUGCAAAUCCGGCCUUGUAGCAAAAGCAUUCCCAAAAACAUAUACUCGCAUGCCCUAAGUAGACGACAGCGGGGACUGGAUCGCGAGGUUAUUGUAAUAUCUUCGGAUUCCGAGCCUGAGGAUGAGUUGCAAACGGAGCAAAGGGGCGAUACAUUUGUCUUCGGUUGUGAAAAUGCUAGCCCUCCCACCGGUCAUGGACUUUUGACCUCUCCAACUCAGAGACAAGUCCCUGGAUCGUCACGUCUAAGGGUACAGGACGUAUCGAUUACGCCUACUCGGCUAAGCCACCCAACUACAGUGGCUGGUGGGAAUCGAAGUGACAUGUCUACUGCCACACGCAGCAUAACACGUGUUGCCUUUGACGAUGUCAUUGAUAUUUCUACAAGUUCUGAUGAGGAAAGGGGGCCAUCAGCUACAUUACAAAAUGAGAUCAAAGAAGAUUUAGUGCCUUGGGAGGUCGACGACGGCUCGACAUUGAUUCUUGAUGAACCGCGAAGGGCAAGGAAGCCCCUACGUAUUCCAACCUUGCAAAACAAUGAGCAUUGGAAUGGCGCCGAAGGCAGCGUUCUCAAGGAUACGCCACUGCUCAAGAGACUAUUCAAGCAUCCAGGUUAUUCCGAUGAUGAAGACGAAGAUAAUACUCGUGAUCCUGUCCCAAACCGGCCCAGAAGCAUCCCAGGAACGCCAACUCUAUCUCGAAACACCCGAGGCUCGACCUCAGCCCUGAAGGCACCUCGGAUGACCAAGAAGGCAUCGAAGGCUGCAGAACAGGCUCGCCGCGAAGUAUACGCCCAAGAACUAUUCGACGAGCUGAAUGAAUGUGUGUUCGACGAUGGUCUGCCGAAGGAGACCAGACUGGUAUGGAGCAACAGGUUGAUCACGACCGCCGGAAAAGCAAACUGGCAGAGGACGAGGGAUGGCGUGCAUACCGCAUCUAUUCAGCUGGCCAUGAAAGUGUUGGACGAAGAUGAACGGAUCCGUAAUACAUUGUCACACGAGAUGUGCCACCUUGCAUGCUGGAUCAUCAGCGCGGAACCCAAGGAGAACCACGGUAAAAUAUUCAAGGCAUGGGCGGCCAAGGUCAUGCGAACCAGGCCUGACAUCGAGAUUACGACCAGACACGAUUAUGAGAUCAAGUAUCCGUAUGAAUGGAAAUGUCAAGAAUGCUCCAAAAUCUAUGGUCGCUUCAGCAAAUCUAUACGACCAGAUGAAUGUGGUAAGCAAACGACAAAUUUCGUGGAGAUGUCGCACUACACUAUACGACCAGUCUGCGGCGCCUGCAAGGUUGGCAGGCUUCAGCCACUCUUCGAAGUGAAAACAAGAACGCCGCGAACACCGAAGACGACAGCUAAUAGCCGCAUGGCGGCCACUACCCCACGCGAUUCGCCUCAUCCCGCCUCGCCCGCAGUAGAUGCAGUCAUUGACCUGACGGUUGAUGUGAACGUAGUUGACACUCCGACCAAGACAAAGAAGCGGAAGGAGAAGACAGUUGUGCCCGAAGUUGACUCUGAAAUUGAUGCCAUAUUGAACAGGAUCAAGAGUGUCAAGAUCGGAUUGGAAUGAAGGAGGGAAGGGGGAGUGAACGGUAGAGUUCUUGUGUUUGCUGCUUGUAUGAUCAACACAUGAUUAUUGGGACAUGUAUAGUAUUUCCUGGAAACACAGGGUGCCGUGUUACCGAUUGACAGAGCUGAGACUGGCAGCAGUUGAAUCCAAGGUCAGAGACGAAACCAACGAGAGAGUUCAAAAAAAGACACGGAAGAUAUCGAGCGGACAAUUGAUGAAAAACCCAAGUUCGAACAGGUUCGAGCUAUCCUACGCAGCGUAUCUAGGAUUUGUCUCAGAAGCAUACUGCACUGAGCUGGUCUGCGACUGAACUUAAGCUGUAUUCUUUAUGGUAGUCACAUUCAUUCAGAAAUUGAGAAUAGGGUGUAGCUAUUUCGAUUGUAUAGAAAUGAGGCAUAUUUAGAUGUUCUGUCUGGCAACGGACGCGCAAUAACGCGAUGAAGGUAUU
This is a messenger RNA of Somion occarium, 2230 nucleotides long. Lineage: Eukaryota; Fungi; Basidiomycota; Agaricomycetes; Polyporales; Cerrenaceae. The record is from the annotation of a GenBank genome assembly.